Rattus norvegicus (Norway rat) is the source of this 1672-nucleotide messenger RNA. RefSeq names its product general transcription factor 2H subunit 4 (gene Gtf2h4). The transcript is spliced from 14 exons. The record is from RefSeq and is marked validated. Bases 172 to 1563 code for a protein of 463 amino acids. Gene Ontology annotation, cellular component: nucleus; transcription factor TFIIH core complex. Gene Ontology annotation, molecular function: ATPase activator activity. Gene Ontology annotation, biological process: nucleotide-excision repair; transcription by RNA polymerase II. NCBI's taxonomy places the organism in Eukaryota, Metazoa, Chordata, Mammalia, Rodentia, Muridae.
UUUACUCUUGACACUUUUUCUGCGCUCCCUUCUCUUUGGGCUGCUUUUUGGCUGGGUCCUGUCUGUGAAGUUCUCCGCGGUUCUCCCACGUUUUAGAAUUUUCAUCUUUUAUUUCCAGGAGUCAAUGCGAGACAUUAGCUCUGAUUAGGCGACGGCUGGUGACCCGGGGUGAUGGAGAUCACCCCCGCGAGGGGUGGACUGAACCGAGCACACCUACAAUGCAGGAAUCUACAGGAGUUCUUAGGCGGCCUGAGCCCUGGGGUGCUGGACCGAUUGUAUGGACACCCUGCCACUUGUCUGGCUGUCUUCAGGGAGCUCCCUUCCUUGGCUAAGAACUGGGUGAUGAGAAUGCUCUUUCUGGAGCAGCCUCUACCACAGGCUGCCGUGGCCCUGUGGGUGAAGAAGGAGUUCAGCAAGGCUCAGGAGGAAAGUACCGGGCUGUUGAGUGGCCUCCGUAUUUGGCAUACCCAGCUGCUCCCCGGUGGACUCCAGGGCCUCAUCUUGAACCCUGUCUUCCGCCAGAACCUCCGAAUUGCUCUUCUGGGUGGGGGCAAGGCCUGGUCUGAUGACACAAGUCAGCUGGGACCAGACAAGCACGCCCGGGAUGUCCCCUCACUUGAUAAGUACGCCGAGGAGCGCUGGGAGGUGGUCUUGCAUUUCAUGGUGGGCUCCCCCAGUGCAGCUGUCAGCCAGGACCUGGCUCAACUCCUCAGCCAGGCCGGGCUUAUGAAAAGCACCGAACCCGGAGAGCCACCGUGUAUCACUUCCGCUGGCUUCCAGUUCCUGCUCCUAGACACGCCUGCCCAGCUCUGGUACUUCAUGCUGCAGUAUCUGCAGACAGCCCAGAGUCGGGGCAUGGAUCUAGUGGAGAUUCUCUCCUUCCUUUUCCAGCUCAGUUUCUCUACUCUUGGCAAGGACUACUCCGUGGAGGGGAUGAGUGAUUCUUUGUUGAACUUCCUGCAACACCUGCGUGAAUUCGGGCUUGUUUUCCAGAGGAAGAGGAAGUCCCGGCGUUACUACCCCACACGCCUGGCCAUCAACCUCUCAUCUGGUGUCUCCGGGGCUGGGGGCACUGUGCACCAGCCUGGCUUCAUUGUCGUCGAAACCAAUUACAGACUGUAUGCCUAUACCGAGUCGGAGCUGCAGAUCGCCCUCAUUGCUCUUUUCUCCGAGAUGCUCUAUCGAUUCCCCAACAUGGUGGUGGCACAAGUGACCCGGGAGAGCGUGCAGCAGGCCAUCGCCAGUGGCAUCACUGCCCAGCAGAUUAUCCAUUUCCUAAGGACCAGGGCCCAUCCAGUGAUGCUCAAACAGACUCCUGUGCUGCCCCCCACCAUAACAGACCAGAUUCGGCUGUGGGAGCUGGAAAGGGACAGACUUCGGUUCACUGAAGGCGUUCUGUACAACCAGUUCCUAUCGCAAGUGGACUUUGAAUUGCUGCUGGCCCACGCGCGGGAGCUGGGCGUGCUCGUGUUCGAGAACUCGGCCAAGCGGCUGAUGGUGGUGACACCGGCGGGGCACAGCGACGUCAAGCGCUUCUGGAAGCGGCAGAAGCACAGCUCCUGAGCCGGCUGGGUCCGGCCCGGGGCGGGCGAGCGGGCGGGCAGCUUUCCAACUCAGGUGUAUUUUGUUUACACAUCGGGACAUUUCUUGUUUAAUAAAAUUGUGGAAAAAA